Molecule: messenger RNA, 2403 nt
Organism: Ogataea philodendri
Lineage: Eukaryota; Fungi; Ascomycota; Pichiomycetes; Pichiales; Pichiaceae
Exons: 1
Coding region: 1-2403 (800 amino acids)
Biological process (GO): protein deubiquitination
Molecular function (GO): cysteine-type deubiquitinase activity
Source: RefSeq, a predicted model, not a curated record
AUGCCAUCAGGGACAGAUAAGCCUCGAAGUCUCAGCGAACUGACGCGACUGGUGGACGAGCUGGUUCAGUCGUUAGAGGCUACCUCUUCGCGAUUCUCAAAAGAACAUCUGGUGAAGGCACUCGAAUGUAUCGAGAGCUACAAGGCCAUCGUGGGACAAAAGAAAGUGCCUGACCUCUUCACGACCGAAUUGGAGGAGAGUUUCAUAUAUUAUAAUGCAGCAUCGCGGAUUUUAACAGAGUUGAUCCCGAAUCUGGCUGACUACCUGCAAUUGAAACAAAACCCCAACCUUUACCAAUUUUAUUCAGAUCUGGUGAGCUACUUGGUUCGUCAGCGUUCCACCUACGAUGAGAUCAAGCAGACCAUCGUGGGACCUUCAGAUAGACUUUUGCUCCGUUUACAAACACUGAAAAAUGGAAGCAGCAACAGAGAUCUGAGUCCACCGAAACGAGAUUUAUCAUCAUAUUUCGAUUCCUUCAAGGAGUUUGUCACAGUAAGCCAGCUCACACAGCUGUUAGACCAGUCUCCGCAAGAUGUCUUGCUUAUAGAUUUGCGACGCAAACGUGAGUUCGAAUUUGACCAUAUUGAUCUUACCGAUAACAUCAUUCAACUAGAGCCGGUCUCGAUCAGAGACAACUACACAUGUCAAGAAAUAGAAAAAUAUUCAAUGAUCACCGACACAGACGAGGAGAGAGACAUGUUUUCCAAAAGAGGAAAGUUUGAGCUCGUUAUUCUCAUUGAUCACUCGUCAACCUCCUCUCAAAAAAGUCCGGAAUUAGCAAAAUUGCUUUCGAUCCUCGUCACAAAACACGCAGGAACAUUUCUCAAACGCCCCCCACUCAUCCUUCAAGGCGGGUUCAGAGAGUGGUCUGCAGCUAACUCGGCGAUUUCGUCCCCUCUUGAAGGGCCUAAGCCAGCUUUGGGAUUGGGGCGGAAGGAAUCAAUAAGCUCGAUAUCCAGCCAGGAAGAUAUUACAUCGAGAAAGUCGAUCCCUUAUAACGAGAAGUCAUUGAUCAAGAAUGUGGGGGAAUUUUUAUCGCAUCAAUCGCAAUCGCAGCCCAAAUCGGUUUAUGCUGAGCCUCGUAAACCUACCGCGGUUCCAUAUCAAGAAAUGUACAAUAGGAUGGAAUUGAAGUCUGUGCCAUCCAGCCAUGCUGGCUCUCCAUCACGACCACGUCCUGCACUACUGUCUCCAGCGUCGUCCCCAGGACCCAAGAGCGUGCCUCCAAAAGCCCAGCUUCCAACACUUCCAUCCACACCCACGCCUCUUCCAACGCAAUUUUCUAGAUCAAAUUCAGAGUUUCAAAAGGGUUUGGGCUUGAUGACAGGUCUUGCCAACUUGGGCAACUCCUGUUACAUGAACUCGGCACUCCAAUGUUUAGUUGGGUCGAAAAAACUGACAGAGUUUUUCGUUGUUGGAAGCUUCAAAAAACAUAUCAACGUCAACUCACGGUUAGGAUCUAAGGGAAUUCUUGCUAAUGAGUUCUCUAUUCUUCUUACAGAACUUUACAAAAAGAGCACCCCAUCUCACCCACAAUCGAUUGUUCCUCGGCAUUUCCGCAAAGUGAUUGCCUCGCUCAACAGCAUGUAUAGCAAUUUGGAACAGCAAGACGGUUCGGAGUUUCUCAACUAUAUUCUGGAUUCAUUGCACGAAGAUUUGAAUGAAAACGGGAAUCAUCCUAAACUUGCUGAGCUGACCAAGAAGGAAGAAGAACAGCGUGAACAGUUGCCGAUCAGAAUAGCAUCAACUAUUGAGUGGGAGAGAUAUUUGAAGACGAACUUCAGCAUCAUAGUUGAUAUUUUCCAAGGUCAAAUCAUGUCGCAAUUGAAAUGUCUCGAAUGUUCAACCACUUCCACCACUUACAAUGCAUUCAGUACCAUCAGUCUUCCAAUCCCAGAACAAGGAUCAAGAACCACUUUGAAAGCUUGUUUUGAUGAAUUCGUCAAGCCAGAGAUUCUGGAUAGUGACGAUUCUUGGUUCUGUCCUCAUUGCAACAAGAAACAGCGCACCAUGAAACAGCUGCGGAUUUCUAGACUACCCCAAGUGCUCAUAAUUCACCUGAAGAGAUUCAAAAUGGGUAAUUAUUUGACAAAACUCAACACCUACAUCGAUUACCCCACUGAAUUGAGUUUGGACAAGUACUGGCCAGAUGUCAAGAGCGAAAUUGAAAGACAAGAGCUUGGAAGAUUGCCGAUCAGAGGUCAAGUCCCACCUUUCAGAUACAGACUUUACGGGGUAGUGAAUCAUUAUGGAAAUUUGAUCAAUGGUCAUUAUACAUCGUUUGUUGAUAAAGGAGCUGGAAAUGGGUGGUGUCUGUUUGAUGAUGACAAGGUCUACAAAAACUCCCCAGUUUCCAAGGUUGUGAAUGGCGACGCAUACAUGCUUUUUUAUGAGAGGUUCUAA